AUGGCCGCGAACGUUGAUCCGACAGCUGCUGGGGCCGGAGCUGGUGUGACAUUGCCAUCGUCCAUGUCUUUCGAUAGCACGCUUGGCUCAUUGCUCGUUGGUGGUCUGGCUGCUGUGGCUCUAUGGGGAGUCACCAAUGUGCAAACUUUCAAUUAUUUCUCGAGAGGAUCCAACGACCGACCAUCAUUCAAGUUACUGAUCCUGACCCUAUGGGUGCUUGACACGUUUGAUUCGGUGCUGGACGGCCAUAUACUUUACUUCUACCUUGUCAGCAACUACGCCUCGCCAAUGGCUGUCAUGACUCCCGUGUGGAGUGUUAUUAUACAUGUUGCCAUCACGUCCGUCUGCGAUUUUAUUAUUCGAAGCAUGUUCGCUCGCCGUGCCUUCCGGUUGAGCGGGAACUGGCCACUUACAAUUUUCAUCGUCGCAGUUUCUUUGACCGAUCUAAUCUGCGGACUUGUGAUCACCGUGAAGGCCUUCAAAAUUUCGUCGUUCAUCCAGUUGGAUACUCUCUCAACACUGUUCUACAUCAACUUUGCUGCAGGGACUAUAUCCGAUGGUAGCGUCGCGAUCGCGCUUUGCUACUACCUAUACAAAUCUCGGACCGGAUUCACUAGGACUGACUCUCUCAUCCGCGUGCUGAUGUUGUACAUUGUGAACACUGGCUUGAUCGUUUUCCUCGAUGCUACCCUCGGGAUGAUUACAUAUAUUGCGAUGCCAGACAACUUCGUCUUCCUCGGAUUUUACCUGUUACUCAGCAAAUUGUAUCUGAAUUCAUACUUGGCAUCCCUGAACGCCCGCGAAGGCCUGAGAGACAAGGUUGACGAGACCCCAGUGUCAAUUCACUUGUCGAGGAUCACGAACCAAUCGAAUCGCUACGACGUUGAACGGUCGAUAGUAGCCAGUGAGAAGCGAUUAUCCAACGAUCGUGUCGCUAUCUCCGUAGAGACGAUGGUUGACCGAAAAGUCGACGGCGACUCCUCGUCCUAUUAA
This is a messenger RNA of Pleurotus ostreatus (oyster mushroom), 993 nucleotides long. RefSeq lists its product as uncharacterized. NCBI's taxonomy places the organism in Eukaryota, Fungi, Basidiomycota, Agaricomycetes, Agaricales, Pleurotaceae. The transcript is spliced from 19 exons. The record is from RefSeq and is a predicted model, not a curated record. Bases 1 to 993 code for a protein of 330 amino acids.